This is a messenger RNA of Exserohilum turcica Et28A, 2993 nucleotides long. RefSeq lists its product as uncharacterized. Gene Ontology annotation, biological process: exocytosis; Golgi to plasma membrane transport. NCBI's taxonomy places the organism in Eukaryota, Fungi, Ascomycota, Dothideomycetes, Pleosporales, Pleosporaceae. The coding region runs from base 85 to 2829 and encodes 914 amino acids. Gene Ontology annotation, molecular function: protein binding. The record is from RefSeq and is a predicted model, not a curated record. Gene Ontology annotation, cellular component: exocyst; cytoplasm. The transcript has 3 exons.
CCAUCCGAGGCCGCGCCCUGGCUAUGGACACGACGCUCCUUGGACAACAGUAGACCUGCCAAUCGUCCUCUGCACCCCAACACCAUGGCCACAAAGUCAAACUUCAAGCGGGCAGUGCCCCAGACGCAGUCGUCCAUGCUGGCCUCGCUGCGCACCACGCACAUGGUCGACGACUCAAAGGCUGUCCUGCCUGCAGAGCUCAUCAAUGCCAUUCUCGAUUACCUGCCCGUCGCCGACAUGUUCAACUUUGCGCGCACCUCGAGACGCAUGCGCGAGAUGGUCUACGAUGACACGAGGUGGCAGCAACGCCUGCGGAGCAUGGGCUGCUGGGACGAAGCCGAAGCGAAGCGCAGGUUCGACGAGACGAUGCGCAAGAAGCUCGAGGCUCAGCGAGCAGAAGAGGCUCGCGCAGCUGGUGUGGCACUCAACCCCACCACCAGCGGCAUCCCCGCUGCCGACGACCACAUGGGCAAGACCAGCAUGACGCUGUUUGACGCCGCCGUCGAGGAGGACAUGUUGCGCAGUUCGCACGACCGCCAAGGCCACUCACGCUCGACGACGCUCGACAAGGGCUUCAACGACAUGACGCUGUCGGCUCCGGGCGCCCCAGCCCCAACCGCCCACGCGGUCGAUCCGCAGGCUGCUGUAAAGGUUUUGUCACAAGUGCGUUCAAUCCGGGGCAUGGCACGGCAAGAGUAUGGCAAGGUCUAUGGCGCACUGGCGCCCUUCUACUACGAUAUAGAGAGGUCAAGAAGCCAUACAGACCCUAUCCUCUUUCGGACGUACCGCGACCCGGAGCAGCAGGCCCAGAUGCUGUCCCAGCUCAAGGUGUUUGCAAAGAGCGAUUAUGCCCAAGGCUGGCAUCAGCGCGAGGAAAAGCUGGAUACAAUGACUGGCAUCUUUGAGAAUGCUGUGCUCCGCGAGUUCGAGCAGGGCUAUGCGGACAAAGACUUUGACGGCCGCAUGAAGAGGUUUGCAACCGUGCUGGUAACGCUGAAUGGCGGCGCAGCCUGUGUCGACUCCUUCAUCCACAAUCACCCGUUGAUGCUGGAAAAGGAGAGUCUCGGAGACCCGUCAGAGUGCCUGCAGAAUGACGGCGUUACGCUGCGGCCCUCGCAUAUGUUUUUCAAGAACCUGGCCGUUGCCCUCAACAAAGAAGCAGAGGUUAUUGAGCGAGUGUUUCCGCCGGCCAUUGACGUUUUACAGACCUUUUUAGAGCGUGUUGCAGACGACGUCAUUGGAGAGUACCUCACGACGCUUUUCGACGAAGCCCACGAUAUGAAUAUUGAAGCAUACCUGAAGGCGGUUGCUGGCGUGUUCGACCAAGCGCUGCAGCUUGCCGUGUCCUUGCACCCCACCAAAGCGUCCAAACCAGACUUCCGAGACGAGACAUUACGCAUUAUAAUCCGCUGCUUUGAGCCACACGUCGAUUUAUACCUGCAGGAGGAGCUGGACUUUUUUAAGCGCCGGUCGGCUGCCGAGGUGGACCUUUGGGAGAAGCGGCUGCAAGAGGAAGAACAGACGACAGAAACACGGUACAUGGCCAAUGUCAACCGCAAAGCCGUCAAACAGGAUUUUCUCUCGUCGUUCAAAAAGGUCGUCAUGAUGCCGGUCAAUGUGCUGCCCACCAUGGGCGGUUCGGGCACCAAUAAGUCUGUGGAAGCUGCAAUGGGGGCAAAUGCAGGCAGCAGGCCAACGUCGAGGAGCGGUACUCCAGUUCCGGGUGACCGGAAUUCGAUGCCACCACGCGUGGAGGCGCCGACAACAGAGCUUGCUGCCAAAGCAGCCAUUAUGAACUCGCGGCUCGAGGGAAUCCGAUCGCUUUUCAGCAUCGAGGUUGCUCUCAACCUGACCCACAUGGCCAAGGCUGGCCUUGAACGAGCUGCACGGUUCGUGCGGCUCGGCGGCCAAUCAGGCGAAGAGGCCAAAGAACAGUCGGAACAGAUCUUCAUCAAUCUGGUCCAGAUUCUCGGUAACCGUCACAUGAAACUAGGCUUUGACAAGGCUGUGAGUCACUUGGCUGACUACAAGCCAAGAGAGGUGGCAGACCACAGCCAAGAAGGGGUUGCUCCACUCGUGGCCUUUCUGGAACUUGUCAAUGUCGGAGACCUGAUACAGCAAAUGGUUGAAGUCUUCUACCUCCAAGAGCUGGUCGCGGCCAAUCUGACGGACCGCGAUGACUUUCUCAGUCUUGGGGCCAAGGAAAAGAAGCGAUUCGAGGCCAUGCUGGACGAACGCGUGGCCGCAGGCCUGAACAAGGGUAUUGACGUGCUGAUGGACGAGGUCGAGUACCUCUGUGGCACCACGCAGCACCCAUCUGACUUUAACCCUCCGGUGGGAGCCAAUGGGGUGGUGGAAAUGGCCGAUGUUGGGCCCAGCGAGACGGCCACCAAGAUUGUAGAAGUGGUGUCGUCGCACACCAACAUGCUUGUUGGUAGCACCGACAAGAACGUGCUGGACGUGUUCAACCAGGAAGUGGGAGUGCGCCUGUUCACUGCUCUAUGCAAGCACUUGAAGCGCCAGCGAAUCAGCGUCGACGGCGCCAUCAAGCUCAUCAGCGACAUGAAUGCUUACAAUGCGUAUAUUGUGUCUCUGCGCAACAAGCCGCUCAUGCAGUACUUUGCUGCGCUGCGCGAGCUCUCGCAGAUCUACCUGAUUGAUGCAAAGCAGGCCAAGGAAAUCGCCACCAUCAUUGCAGAUACAGAUCGGUACCACGGCAUCUUCCGCGCCGAGGAGGUGUAUGAAUUUGCCGAGAGGCGGGCAGACUGGUACCAGAUCAAGAGCGCCGUGGAGAAGCAAAUGUACGGCGUGGGCUGCUGGGUCAUGUGAGGGGCACGUCAGGGCGAAAGCGAGGCUGUCUUGGGGGCGUGCCAGCUCGUUGGAUACGUAGACACUGAUAGAUUACCGCUUUGGGACGAGCCCAGUGCAGGCGGGCGGGCGGGCGGCCGGUAGGGCACGUCAAGCAGCCGACGACAAUGAAUGACCAUGACAAU